AUCUAAGUAUGUUUGCCAUGAGGAACGUACCAUUUCUGCUGCUGGUGUUAACGCAGUUGCUUCGCGCUGGCUCCGCACUGGAUAAUGGACUGGCUUUAACGCCACCCAUGGGUUGGAUGUCUUGGCAGCGCUUUCGUUGCAUUACCGAUUGUGAUACGUUUCCAGAUGAGUGCAUAAGCGAGAAAUUGUUCAGACGCAGUGCGGAUCUACUUGUCUCGGAAGGCUAUGCUGAUGUGGGCUAUGAAUACGUUAUCAUAGACGAUUGCUGGCUGGAGUGGAAUCGUGAUAACAAGACAAACAAGCUGGUACCAGAUCGCAAACGUUUUCCCAGAGGCCUCAACGUUCUGGCUGAUCAUAUUCACGCCAAAGGUCUCAAAUUUGGACUGUAUCAGGACUUUGGCACGAAGACCUGUGCUGGCUAUCCAGGUGUGAUCGACCACAUGGCACUCGAUGCCGAAACCUUUGCUAAUUGGGAUGUGGACUAUGUGAAGCUGGAUGGAUGCUAUGCCAAUGUUAGCGACAUGGCAACGGGCUAUCCGGAAUUCGGACGACUGCUGAAUGAAACGGGCAGACCCAUGGUCUAUUCGUGCAGCUGGCCUGCUUAUCAAUCGGGAAGUGAACAGCCUCUUUUUGAGGCACUGAAGCGCCAUUGCAAUUUGUGGCGAAACUGGGCUGAUAUCCAGGAUUCAUUCCAGUCUGUUAUGACCAUAGCUGAUUACUUUGCCAAUAAUCAGGAUAGCAUGCAGCCACACGCCGGACCAGGGCAUUGGAACGAUCCGGAUAUGUUGAUUUUAGGCAACUAUGGCCUCAGCUACGAUCAGAGCAAACUGCAAAUGGCCAUUUGGGCAGUGCUGGCGGCGCCGUUAAUAAUGUCCAAUGACUUGGCCAAGGUGCGACCAGAAAUUAAGGAGAUAUUACAGAAUCGUGAUGUGAUUGCUGUCAAUCAGGAUCCUUUGGGCAUACAGGGUAAACGAUUGCUUAUGAAACAAAAUAUUGAGGUCUGGCGUCGACCAAUCGAACCUAAAAUCAAUGGAGAAUACUCUUAUGCUGUGGCAUUUGUUAGUCGCCGGGUGGAC
This is a messenger RNA of Drosophila navojoa, 1076 nucleotides long. RefSeq names its product alpha-N-acetylgalactosaminidase. Gene Ontology annotation, biological process: oligosaccharide metabolic process; glycoside catabolic process. Gene Ontology annotation, cellular component: cytoplasm. The record is from RefSeq and is a predicted model, not a curated record. NCBI's taxonomy places the organism in Eukaryota, Metazoa, Arthropoda, Insecta, Diptera, Drosophilidae. Gene Ontology annotation, molecular function: alpha-galactosidase activity.